AUCAAAUGUUUCCAUAUGCUCUGUUGCAUCUUCUUUGCACAGACGCUCAUUCAAACAGAGCCAGUGUUUGUAACUUACUGACCUUUCUGGCGGUCAGUAAAUUUCCAUCGAAGUGCUCCAUCCUGCGUCUUUUAUUUUCACUUGUUUAGUUGUUUACUGUGCGACUGCAAAUCUCUGAAGCCCUCUGAUGGAACGACUAACCAGCAGCGUGUUGCAGUGAUUCUUGGACUGAAUCUGCAGGUUGCUGGAGCUUCUUGGCAGCACGGAGAGAAAAAGAGGAAAGGAAAAGAGGAGAGGAGGGUGAAGGGGGGCGACGACGCCGCCUUGCUUUGAUGACGCUCGCCGUCGGGAGGCAUUUGGACAGCCUUCAGCCUAUAUGUAACCCAUAUACACGCCGACAAAUGGUGCGCGUGAGUAGGAGAUGUAGUGCAGCUCGCGGACCGGGAGUUCCGGAGAUGUCUCGGCCGUCACUGUAGCGUCGCCGCUCAGCCGCAGAGCCCCGCGGCUCCGAGGACAAACCCCCGCGGUGUCAUCUGUUGAUCGGAUUGGGAGACGAUUAAGCGCAAGAGCCAUGAGCCGCGGUCCCACUUCCAGGUGAAAUUUGAAGAGAGUGAAAUGAUUCCAAAGUCGGGAAAAUCUCCGGCAGACUCCAGGAAAACAGUCGGCAUCCAUGAAUUUGCAGCACUCGCCAGAUCUUCGUUGAAUGGCAUCUCUCAGGCGGUGAGGGACCAUGUGACGAAGCCCACCUCCCUGGCCCAGGGCCGGGUCGCCCACCUCAUAGAGUGGAAAGGCUGGCCGAAGCCUACAGGUCCUCCACCAGGCACUCAAACCCAGUUCAACUCUUACUGCCGUCUGAGCGAAGGGGAGAAGGAGGCGAGGUUUGCUGCAGGAGUGGCUGAGCAGUUUGCAAUUGCCGAGGCCAAGCUGCGUGCCUGGGCAUCGCUGGAUGAUGAUGAUGAGGAGGAUGAGGAAGACUUCAAUGAUGAAGAAUCCCACACCAACGGACAGAGUUGUAAUUUAUCCACAGAGAAUCCAGGCGCCGCCAUGUCUGAACCAACCAGCGGAGUACCAUGCCAACCUGAGACCCAAGGCGUCGAGGUGCCACAGUCUGUUCAUCUCGUAGGCUCUGUCAGCAGCGGCGGCCCUUUAGAAGACAGGCCUCCAACUGAUCAAGACCUACAGAGCGGCUUGCCCUCUUCGCAUAGCGACUGCAUGUGUCCAUUCCUGGAGGAAGAGGAAGAGGAAGAGGAAGAACGGCUGGAUGAUCUGGUGGAGCAGCUGAUUCCCUUGCAGGAGCAGCGUGGCGAGGUCUGCGUCCACAGCAAGCCGGAGUGGCGGCCCCGGAACCGGAGCAGCAGGUUCGACUCCUGCUACUCCACCUCUCACUCCGAGUCCCCUGGAGAGGAGGACGAGGAAGACGAGGAGGAGGAAGGCAGCGUGUUUCACGAGGUGCGAGUGUGGCACUGCAGCCCCAGAGGCUUCUUCUCUGACCGGGGGUCUUCCGGAGUGGCGUCUUUCGACGAAGAGGAGGAGAAGGAAGAGGCGGAGGAGGAGAAGGAGAACAAAAAAGAGGUGGAGGAAGUAGAGGAGGAGGAGAAGAAGAAGGAGUAUUUGAUGUGAUGUAUCGUCCAUGUUUAUGUCUUUCUGAGUCGAUGUUGAUUCCGAUACGACAUAGAUCUAGUCCGAUAACAUUGUGAACCUCCUCUCAUCUCCUCCCCUCUUCACCCCAUCUCACCUCCUCUGGAAGCCUUUCAUCCGUCACCCCUCCAGGCCUUUUACUGAUCUCCCACAGGUUAUUGCUGCUGUGAACAGUGGACGUGUUGGAGAGUUUAAUCAGGAUGUAAAGCUGUUGUUCAAACUGAGUUUUGUAUAUUUUUGUGAAGAGUCAUGUGCUGGUCAUUUGUUGUUUUUUUUCUAUGGAUGUUUUGUAGUGUGGUUUAUUUUCGAGCUCAUCCUGUCACAUGGUUUUGAUAUGGAAAGCAUGAGUGUCCUGCAUACAGCAUAUAAAUAUGAUUUUUGAAACAAGA
Messenger RNA from Poeciliopsis prolifica (blackstripe livebearer), 2027 nucleotides. RefSeq names its product family with sequence similarity 131 member Aa (gene fam131aa). The record is from RefSeq and is a predicted model, not a curated record. The transcript has 5 exons. NCBI's taxonomy places the organism in Eukaryota, Metazoa, Chordata, Actinopteri, Cyprinodontiformes, Poeciliidae. The coding region runs from base 616 to 1620 and encodes 334 amino acids.